Oryzias melastigma (Indian medaka) is the source of this 3177-nucleotide messenger RNA. RefSeq names its product ralA binding protein 1 (gene ralbp1). Gene Ontology annotation, cellular component: membrane. The transcript is spliced from 11 exons. The record is from RefSeq and is a predicted model, not a curated record. Bases 214 to 2193 code for a protein of 659 amino acids. Gene Ontology annotation, molecular function: small GTPase binding; GTPase activator activity. Lineage: Eukaryota; Metazoa; Chordata; Actinopteri; Beloniformes; Adrianichthyidae. Gene Ontology annotation, biological process: positive regulation of GTPase activity; small GTPase-mediated signal transduction; endocytosis.
AAGGGUUUAUUUAGUUUACGGGGAACCGGAAGCUCCAAUGUGGAAUUGACCGAACAGGACUUGGUAAAGUUUCUUACGUUAUUAGUUUUCUUCUCUCAUCUGAAACGCCGCUGUGGUGAAAUUCCGUUUCGGGUCUGGCUGUCGCAGUAAGCGCUAAACGAUUUCAUAGGGAGAUGGAGUGCUGCCUAGCGGAGUAAUAAGGCCAGGGAAGCCAUGACGGAGUGCUUCCUGCCCCCCAGCAGCAGCCCUGCAGAGCAGCGCAGGGCUGAGCACCAAGGGGGCGUGGCCCGCACCCCCAGCUCCGAGGAGAUCAGUCCCACCAAGUUUCCUGGGUUGUAUCGCACGGGAGAACCAUCGCCGCCACAUGAUGGACAUCACCACGAGCCUCCCGACACCUACGUCUCGGAUGAUGACAAAGAGCACGGAAAGAAGAAGAACAAGUUCAAGAAGAAGGAGAAAAGAACCGAGGGAUACGCUGCCUUCCAGGAGGACAGUUCGGCAGACGAAGCGGAGAGCCCAUCAAAGAUGAAGCGCUCCAAAGGAAUCCACGUGUUCAAGAAGCCGAGCUUCUCCAAGAAGAAGGAGAAGGACUUUAAGGUGAAGGAGAAGGGCCCCAAAGAGGACAAGGCCAAGGAUAAAAAGUCCAAGGAUCUGACCGCUGCAGAUGUAGUCAAACAGUGGAAGGAGAAAAAAAAGAAGAAGAAGCCAGCAACAGAGGCAGAGCCGGUCCCUGUGGAGACCCCCACCUUCAGGCCCAUCUUUGGAGCCCCCCUGACCGAAGCAGUCAAGAGGACGGCUCUGUACGACGGCAUCCAGCUGCCAGCCAUCUUCAGAGAAUGUGUGGACUAUAUAGAAAACUAUGGCAUGAAGUGUGAGGGCAUCUACCGGGUCUCAGGCAUGAAGUCCAAAGUGGAUGAGCUGAAAGCGGCGUAUGACCGUGAGGAGUGCCCGUGUCUGGAGGAGUAUGACCCUCACACGGUGGCCAGCCUGCUGAAGCAGUACCUCCGCGAGCUGCCGGACAACCUGCUGAGCCGAGAGCUGGUGCAGCGCUUCGAGGACGCCUGCGGUCGGCAGGUGGAGGCCGAGAAGGUGACGGAGUUCCAGAGGCUGCUGGCCGAAGUGCCGCCAGAGAGCAAACUCCUUCUGUCGUGGUUGGUCACGCACAUGGACCACGUCAUCGCCAGAGAGGCAGACACCAAGAUGAACAUUCAGAACAUCUCCAUCGUCCUCAACCCCACCAUACAGAUUGGGAACCGGGUUCUGUACGUGUUCUUCACUCACGUGAAGGAGCUGUUUGGAGACGUGCUCCUGAAGCAGGUGGUGCGGCCGCUGCGCUGGUCCAACAUGGCAACGAUGCCGGCGCUGCCGGAGACGGCGGAGAGCAUCAAAGAGGAGAUCCGUCGGCAGGAGUUCCUCCUGAACUGCUUGCACAGAGACCUGCAGGCCGGUGUGAAGGAUUUAUCCAAAGAGGAGCGACUCUGGGAGGUUCAGAGGAUUCUGACCGCUCUUAAACGCAAGCUGAGGGAGGCCAAGCGUCAGGAGUGUGAGAGUAAGAUUGCCCAGGAGAUCGCCAGCCUGUCAAAAGAAGAUGUUUCCAAAGAGGAAAUGACCGAGAACGAAGAGGAAGUCAUCAACCUGCUUUUAUCACAGGAAAACGAGAUCCUGACGGAGCAGGAGGAGCUGAUCUCUCUGGAGCAGGUCCUGCGCAGACAGAUCGCUACUGAGAAGGAAGAAAUCGAGAGGCUGCGAGCAGAGAUCGCCGACAUCCAGAGUCGGCAGCAGGGUCGCAGUGAGACGGAGGAGUAUUCAUCCGACAGCGAGAGUGAGAGUGAAGAUGAGGAGGAGCUUCAGAUGAUUCUGGAGGACCUGCAGAAGCAGAACGAGGAGUUAGAGAACAAAAACACCCACCUGAACCAGGCCAUCCACGAGGAGCAGGAGGCCAUCCUGGAGCUGAGAGUCCAGCUGCGCCUCCUGCAAAGCCACAAACAGCAGCAGGAGGUGACCAUGCAGCUGCCAGCGGAGCAGGCUCCUCCCACACAGCCCAGCCCGGAGCCACGCAGCGAAGAGCAAGCCAAACGCUCCGUAGUCCCCGUGGCUCCUCCCACUGACACGCCUACCCUGACCAAUGGAAAAACCGCAAAGGAUCCUGGGAAGCCUUCACCGAACAAAGACAGGAGAGACACCAGCAUGUGAGCUCGCUGAAGGCGGCGUCUCCACCGCCGGUCCUGUAGGGUUCUCCGUCCAGAGAUGGGGGUUUUUAUUUAAAAAAACAAAGUUUCCAGAGAGGAAUGUGUGAGACGUUUGCAGGGACCAUGUUGUAAAAUCUGCAGUGCCAAGACGAUGGAGGAGGAGAGGUGGAAGAGAACCUUUUACUUUCAAUGAUUCAGGUCAGGAUCGGAUAAAGUGUAGUCCUUAAGACAAGUGAAGCAUGUCAGGAAAUGACCACUGUGCCAUAAAUGAGAACCCAGACUAUUCCAAGAGAACCACUCACUGAGACCAUUCAGUGUUGAAGAAUUUAGGAUUGGUCUAUGAUUUAUUUUAUCUAGUACUCUGGCAUAAAAGAAGAAAAUCAUUUGUUUUUUUUUUAAAUCAAAGCCUUCCAUUAAUAUAUGACUGAAUGAGGUUUCUUUAAACGGCAGAUUUCCUUCACAGCGGAUGGUGCAUUCAUCACAGCAGUGUCAGAACCGGAUGUGCAGACAUGGAAAUGGGAAUCGUUACAUGUUUAGUUUCAUGUUGUGUGAUGUUUCGUCUCCAGAGCGUGUGCAGGCACUACAAAGAGACUUGUUGUGUAUGUGAAUGUUGAAUGAAGCUGGAAAACACUUCAUGUCCUCUGAGAUCCUCGUCAGCUGUUCAAAGAAGCUUGGCAUGACCCACUUUCAAUUAUGUGUAUUUAUGUAAAAAUGUUAUUUUUAGCUCCUAUGUUUUUUCUUUUUCUUUAUGUUAAUCACUUUAAGUGUGUGAAUAAUGCAAGCGUAACUUCCCCUCUUCAGUCACGGCCAAACUGUGGCCGUCUCAUCAGGACUCCUGAUCCAGAGCUGGGAAUCCUGUGACUGAAACAUGCCGGAUUGGGCUCAGGAGCUUCUCCUCGCUUAUUUUCACAUCGCUCAGAGCUUUCCUAGCAGAUCGUUGCAGACAAACUAAUGCUGUGAAGAAUAAAGUAUCAUUCUUAAAAACUUC